AUUUUGUGAGCUACAGCAGAAGUUUUCACCAUUAAUCUGGUAAGUUUUGCGUCAAAACGACGCUCAUUCUUUCCAGUGUACUUCGUUUCUUCUUAAUUAAAAUCUUAUACAAGUUUUAGGGCGAAGAAAAUGAGUUUAGACCUUUUUAAAUUUUGUUUAUUCAUAGAUAAACGGCAGUUGAUUAAAGAGCUGAACGACUGAUACCCUCUCAUCAAUCAACAAAGGUAUUGCGAGGAACAAAAAGGAAAGCCAUGCCGUCUAAACUUACAGACUACGAUAUUCUUGGAGAAAUAGGCUCUGGUUCAUACGGAACGUGUAAAAAGAUACGCCGACGAAGCGAUAAAAAGGUAUCCUCUCUUCCACACUGCCAAAGAAUUUGAGGUAGCUUUUCUCCAGUUAGGUUGUGAUUCGGCUCAUAAUCUUUCUUGAAUCUGGCUAAUGGAAACAACGAUUUGCAAAAGUUUUGAAUGCGAAACUUGUGCAGAACACUUGUUUGAAUAGCAUGGUUAUCUUCAAACAUGCACUAGUCUAGCAACUAUCAGUUUUUACAACCAUCAUUAACGUUUGCACUAAACAUCUUUUGUGCUUUUUUUUUUAGAUUCUCGUUUGGAAAGAACUUGAUUAUGGAAAAAUGACAGAAAUUGAGAAACAAAUGCUAGUUUCAGAAGUGAAUCUUCUUCGAGAGUUGAAGCAUCCACACAUAGUUCGUUAUUAUGAUAGAAUUCUCGAUCGCUCCACCACAACUAUUUACAUCAUAAUGGAGUUUUGUGAGGGAGGUGACUUGGGAGCCUUAAUAGCCAAACAUAGAAAGGAGAAGUGAGUGAUAAUCUUGAUUUUAUUAGUUUCCUACUCCCAUAAAUGUGUAAAUGUUCAACGUCUCCUUGUGGUAUUCAUAAACAUCUUUGAAAUAUAACUGGUUAGCCCUUUAACUCCUAAGAUCUGAUUGUUAAUUCUCCCUUCUAGCUGCUACACAUUUCUUGUAUAUUACUUACAAGAAUUUGGUUGAUUGAUGUAUGGAUAUUUUAGGGAAAAGUUAUAUGUUAAUCACUUCUAGAAGUGAAAGGGUUUCAGAUAACUAUCAACUUUUAAACAGAAAACCAGGAAAUGCAUAAAAUUUCAGAGAUUGGAGAAUUCUCUGGCCUCUACACAGGAUUCUCCAGUUUUAUUUAGGUGGCUUGAGCUAUAUUUUACUCAGACAUGGGGAAAAACUUUACACUUUUCUCUUACUAGUACUACACUCUCAUAAGAAAGCCUUGCAAAUUUUUCUGCCAUUCACAGAAAUAACUAACAUACAAGGUCAGGAAUUAACUUGACACAAGAUUUAAAUAAUUGAAUUCUACAUACUUAUUCUAAGGAAUCUUUGCAUUUCAGAAUAAGCAAAAGCUACAGUAGCUAUCCAGUGCCCACUGGGAUAUAAAUAUUUGUCUGGAGAUUGAAAAUUAGCAAUGCAGAUGAGAUGAAUACAAGUUUUUUGUCAUUUAUUUAGGAGACUUAUUGAAGAAGAAUUCAUUAUUAAGAUCAUGUAUCAGCUGGUUGAGGCUCUUAAGGAAUGCCAUCGCAGAAAGAAUGGUGCUCAUGUCUUACAUAGAGAUCUUAAGCCAGCCAAUGUUUUCCUGGAUGGUAACAAUGAUGUGAAACUGGGAGAUUUUGGACUAGCAAGAGUACUUCAACAUGACACAAGCUUUGCAAAAACAUUUGUAGGGACACCAUACUACAUGUCACCAGUGAGUUGUUAACCACCUCUUUUUUUGUAUUAAUUUAUUACCAUAGAGCUAAUUGAUUUUUCUAUCCAAUUAGAAAGGUGUAUGUAAGUCAAGUUACCAGAAAAGUGCAUUUAAAUUUGUCGUGCGUUGGAAAAAAAAGCAGUUUGGCACUGGAUAAAAAUAUUAUGUACUCCACUCUUCAUAGGGGUGCAUUACAAUCAUUCAGUAUGUAGUGUUCUUUACAAAUGUUAAAACUUUACAGUCUUGUGAAUGCUGUUCCUCUUGACAGAGACUCAUUUAUGUUUUCCUUAUCAGGAGCAAGUCAACAAGCAAAGUUACAAUGAAAAAUCAGACAUAUGGUCACUUGGAUGUCUGGUCUACGAACUUUGUGCCUUGUCACCUCCCUUUACUGCUAUGAAUCAGAGGAGUCUGGAGGCAAAGAUAAGAGUAGGAAAGUUCCGCCCAAUCCCUGAACAGUACUCGCAAGAGUUGAGUGAAACUGUUAACUCCAUGCUGAGAGUAAAUGUAAGAAUGCUUCCAGUUGGUUUGUCACCCAGUAAUGAUACAUUUUCUGUGAAAUUAUCAACAAAAUGCUUGGCAAGAUUUAUUUUAUUUUAAUGAAUCUGGAUAUGCUCAUUUAGGAUGAUUAUCUUAAUGUACAAUCAACAGGAGGACCGCCGACCAUCAAUAGACAAACUUCUUUGCAGUCCACUUUUUCAGAGAUUUCACCGAGAACCAGAGCCAGAGUAAGUGUCUUUUUACUCAGCAAUGACCAUCUUCUAAUAUAAGGUUCACCCAUCCAGGUACUUUGUUCAUCUCCAUUUACACUUAAUUAUGCAAACAGUCUCAAUUAACUUUGUUGUUAAGCAUUUGAGUUUAGUAUAAUUAUUUUUGUGUUCAUGUCUUCAGUUUACUUGUUACCAAAAGUCUAUUUUUGAAAGUAAACAUAAGUAUGAUCAGUAUUUACAGGAGAGAAAAUGAAAGGUGCUACAGGGUUUAAUUUAUUAACUUUUUACAUUGUCUGUUAUUUUAUUUCAGAAAUGAUGGGAAGAAAAAUGAUUUUGAGUUUUGCAGGAGAUGGGAAAAACAACUGGCUGAGAAGCAAAAAGAGUUGGAAAGUAUGUUGACUUCAUAAAGUAUCUAAGAGAAUUUUUAAAUUUUUAUUCAUUACCAUUCAUUUAUCGUAAGAUAUCAAAUGCUGUCAUUAUAUUUUAAUGAAGUCAAACUAAAAGGUUUUUUUUUUCCACCAUGUAACCAUGCCUAGGAAGGGAAAAAAUGCUUCAAGAUAAAGAAAGAUCUUUGAGUGAAAGAGAAGAAAAAGUAACAAGGUAUGAUGUAGAGACAGCAUCUGAACUGGCAUUAUAAUGUUAGUCUUAGGCAUAGCCAUUCUACAAUUCCUUUUUCAUAUGAGUUCUGCCAGCUGGGUAGGCGAGGAUAAUCACUGUUCAAGUUGGAAAACUGAAUUGUAAAGCAAUGUGCAUUUAUUAUGUAAUUUGAUUUUGUUACAUUUUCUUCAAAAGACCAAGGCUGGGUUGUUCAUUUUGCUGGUUGGAUGCUGUGAAAAAGGAUAGAGGAAAUCAUACCAAAACAUUUUUGGAAAAAAUAGGGAAUAAAGAAACCCAGAUUAAACAAAGAUCUGACCUUAGUUUUGCACUUAAAUCUGCCUUUAAACACUGAGCCCAGAGAAAUAUCUCAACAGCUUUGAUGGUGAAGUUACAUAGAGGUGUUGCUUUUUGUUGACUGUGUAUUACUUUGACAACCUCAAAACUUGGUGGGACCCAAAAUUCAUUUUCAGUGGAUGAUUUUAUCAGAAAUUAUUUUCAAAACUUAUGAUCUUCCUUCUUCUUAUUCCACAGAGCUGAAACUACUCAGCGUUUUCUAGGCUUGCAAGCAGCAGUACCUCAUAUUCCAAAAAGGCCAUAUUUGUAUGGCAACUUAGCCAUGGAUAAAGAGAAUGAUGUCGUAAAUGUAAAGAGAAAAUUUACCCCUUUUGAUCCCGAAAACAGAGGCAGACUAUUCAAAGAUGACACAGGAGACUACUUUGGCUUUGAUCGACAAGUACCUGAGUUGGGAUUUAGACAUCCUAAUAUUCCAUUUGGAAAUGUUAGAACCACAAGAUUGUUGUCUGAUUACAGGUGAAGAUUACAGUGCCAUAAUACAAAUGUGAAAGUUGUAACUCAGGAACUUGAUCCUGCCCGUUCACUUAAAAUGUAAAGCAUUUAAGACAUUUUUUGUUACUGCCAGUUGUGGGGAAAACUGUCACUCUAGCAUUCCACAGUGUAUUAGAUAAAAUUGUAAAUAAUUAGAAGCUAU
Pocillopora meandrina is the source of this 4016-nucleotide messenger RNA. Lineage: Eukaryota; Metazoa; Cnidaria; Anthozoa; Scleractinia; Pocilloporidae. The record is from the annotation of a GenBank genome assembly.